UCCAUUAACCUUUCUCCUCUUGCACAUCAAACGUGCUAUUCAUGGCUUGUACUGUAUACACACAGUUAUAGCUUUGAAAUUUGUAUAUAUACACGAAUAUAUAUAUAUAUAUUGAAGCUGAUUUGAUUCUUUGGUUGAGGUGAGAAAUGACGAUUGACGACGACAAAUCGGUAUACGUCGGUGGACUACCAUACGAUACUACUGAAGACAACGUUCGCAAGGCAUUCGAAUUGUAUGGAUCGGUCGUUGCCGUUAAGAUAAUUAAUGAUCGUGGUGUUGGGGGAAAAUGCUAUGGCUUCGUUACUUUCACAAAUUCGCGAUCAGCAGUUGAUGCUAUCAAUGACAUGAAUGGCAGGACUAUUGAUCGACGAGUUGUGAGAGUAAAUGAAGUAAGAGCUAGAGGUGGGAAAUCAAAUUUUGGUCGUGAAAGUUUUCGACGGAACCCCGAGAGGGGCACAGACUGGCAUAGGGGCAGAGGUCGAGAAAGGGAUUAUGAUCAUGAUAAGGAUCAGUAUUUGGAUCGAAAUAGAGAGCGAUCUCGGGACCAUGACCAAGACAGGGAAAGAGGAUCUGACCGUGAACGAGAUCACGUUCGAUCAAGAGAUCGUUUCAUAGAUAGAGAUAGAGAUCGAGAUGAAGAUAGAGAUAUGGAGGAUACUGAGCAUGAACAUGAUAGGCACCAUGAAUGGGAGCGGGAAAGAGACCGUGAAAUGGAUGGAGGUCGAGAAAAGGAGAUAAAGAGAACUAAGGAUCAUCUGAAAAGUGGAGACAAGGAUAAAGAUUAUACACCGAAGAAAGGGAAUGGCAGCUCUAAUUUGAGUGACCGACAUAGUAGGGAGCUUUCAUCAGAUUCGAGUGAUGACAAUUGUGAUAAGGUGGAGGAACAAUUGAACCUUUCAAAGCAAAGGCUUGAAGAACUUCAAAAGGAGAUACCGCAGAUAGAAGUCUUGGCAGACGAGAAACGACAAAUUGUUUCAAAAUUACAGGAGAAAUCACAGAAAUUGGAGGAUGCAUUGACAACUGCAAAGAAACUCUCCUCUCACCGUCGGAUGCAAUUGAUCAAGCUGCAUAAAUGUUAUGAGCAAGUAAAAGACUACAAUGAAAGACUUAAAAGCUCUGAACAGGAGCUUCAGUCUCUCGUUGAUGCAACAAUGAUAGAGGUUGAUGUUGGUAAUGAUGCGAGCUUUGGGACGGGGUCCUAACAAAUGGCAAUGCUUGAUGAUGAACUGAGGUCCAACAGUCCAUUGGCAUUUGAUGGGUGCAGCUUCAUUUAUUGUAUUGUAUUUUUCCUUUUGGUACGAGUUAUAUUCAUAUUUACUUGCACAUUUCUUUAAAUAUAAAUAUAUAUGUUUAUUUUGGAUAGGCAGGUGAGGACAGAUAUCUUUACAAAAAUUGUUGGUGAUCAACUCAUGCUAUUCUCAAAUGUUUAUACCAUCAAAGUUUUUCUGAUUA
Cornus florida is the source of this 1452-nucleotide messenger RNA. RefSeq lists its product as uncharacterized. Gene Ontology annotation, molecular function: mRNA binding. The record is from RefSeq and is a predicted model, not a curated record. Bases 147 to 1202 code for a protein of 351 amino acids. The transcript is spliced from 9 exons. Lineage: Eukaryota; Viridiplantae; Streptophyta; Magnoliopsida; Cornales; Cornaceae.